Adineta steineri is the source of this 1077-nucleotide messenger RNA. Lineage: Eukaryota; Metazoa; Rotifera; Eurotatoria; Adinetida; Adinetidae. The record is from the annotation of a GenBank genome assembly.
AUGUUUCGCAAGCCAAAGCAACGGAAUUUACGUGGUCGAACAGAUAUUGAUAAUAAUGAAGAUGAUCAAUCCAAUGUAUCAAAUACACAAUCGAUUGUUAUACAACAACAACAAACAGUAACAACAACUCAAACUGUGAUUAAGAAACCUGACAUACCCAAAUCAUUAUUAAGUUUCGGUGAUGAUGAAGGUGAUACUGAAGAAUUUAAAGUUAAUAAAACACGUGAAAGUCGUAAAAUGACAAAAGAAAUUAAAAAAACACAACAACCACAUAUACCUAAUGAUUCAAAACCAAAUAUUACUAUAGAACAAACAACAAUUGUUGAAGAAAUAAUAACAACAACAACUAAAGAAACUAAUAAUUCAAAUAGUGGAGAACUUGAAAUAAAAUUUAAACCUCUACAAAUUGUUGGAAAUAAACCUUCAGCAAUAUCAUUUACUAGUACAAAUACAGAUCUACAACGUUUACGAAAAGAAAUGAAAGUACUUAAUGGACAAGAAGCAGAUAGUGCUGAUUUGGAUGAUAUUGAAGGAAUUUUUGAAGGAGAUGAUAAUGAUGAGGAUAUUAAUGAACUUGAUGAUACACAACGUUCAGUUAAACUUAUGUUAAGAAGUGGUGUUAUUCCUGAUUCAACUAUGAUACAUGCCGCACGUAAAAGACGUCAAAUGGCUCGAGAAAUGGGUGUACCUGAUGAUUAUAUUUCUUUGAAUAAUACUGGUGAAAAUGGAAAUAAUACAACUUCAAAUCGAAAAUCACGAUUAGUUCGUGAUGAGGAACAUGAUGCUAGUGAUGCUAGUGAUACAGAAGAUCCACAUAUAGUCAGUAUGGAUAGAAAUAAAACAAGAGCUGAAAGUGAACGACAAAAAAAUCGUGAUCGAUUUUUAGAAUUAGAACAAGGUAGUGAUAAUGAUGAAGAUGAAGAAGAAUUUCGUCGUUUUGAACAUGAACAAAUUCGCAAAGGAGUUAGUUCAAAAUUGACAGCAAUCAAUGCAUUGGCUUCCUCUUCUUCCAAAUCUCAAGUCGGUGUUAUUCGUCGUAAGAUUUUCUCUUACGCUCUAUCAUACUCAUUAAUUUAG